CCCAGGUUGGCUUUGAGCUUGGGCCUUGCUAGUAGGGCUGGUCUAAUUACCCAAUAAUAACAAAAGGAUAAUUCGCCUGACAGUCCGAAGAAUUCAUCGCUUUCCAUUGUCUAGGGCUCAGUCCGAUCCGGCCCCCCAUUUCCCUCCAAUCUCUCUCCCUCUCUCUCUGCUAGACCACAGGGAAGGACUUAGGCAAGCAACCAUGCUCUCCGGGGAUAUACCUCCUAAUCAAACAAUAUACCUUAAGAAUCUCAAUGAGAAGGUCAAGAAAGAAGAACUUAAGAGAUCCCUUUAUGCGUUAUUCUCUCAAUAUGGAAGAAUUUUGGACGUUGUGGCCUUGAAGACACCAAGGCUUCGAGGACAAGCUUGGAUUGCAUUUAGUGAAGUGCCAGCUGCAAGUAAUGCCGUGCGGCAGAUGCAGAACUUUCCAUUUUAUGAUAAACCUAUGCGAAUUCAAUAUGCAAAGACAAAGUCAGAUUGUAUUGCUAAAGCAGAAGGAAGCUUUGUUCCCAGAGAAAAGAAAAAGAAGCAAGACGAAAAAGCUGAAAGGAAGCGACGUGCAGAGGAUGCACCACCAUCUGCUGUGCCUAAUGGCACAAGAGCUGAAAAUGGGGCUACAACAGCUCCAUUCCGCCAAGGAAAUACAAGUGCACAAGAAGCUGCAGCUCCAAAUAAUAUACUGUUCAUAGAGAAUUUGCCCCAUGAAACCACCAGUAUGAUGCUGGAACUGCUCUUCCAACAGUACCCAGGAUUUAGGGAAGUUCGAAUGAUUGAAGCAAAGCCAGGUAUUGCGUUUGUAGAAUUUGAAGAUGAUGUUCAGUCAUCCAUGGCUAUGCAAGCUCUUCAAGGCUUCAAAAUUACUCCUCAGAACCCAAUGGCCAUUACCUUUGCAAAGAAGUAACUGGUUUUUUCCGCCAGAUCAAGUUUUAUGUGAGUGAGUCCAUUUUUCAGGAAGAUGAAUAGUUGAAGUGUUUUACUAAUGCUGUAGUCGAGGAGAUCUUCUAGAAAUUUCACUAAAACUUUAUCCAAUGAAAGUGGGAAACCAAUAGGAUGCAAAGAGGAAAUGAAAGAAUGCUAUGUUGCGGUUUAAGGUUAAAAGAUAGCAAUGUAGUAUAUUUGUUUCAUCUGAUCAACUGAUUGUUUAAACAGUCCAAGUAUUUUUUUUUUCCUCAUUACAUAUUUAUGUUAAUUGCUAUACUAUGUGACUAGAUUGAAGCAUAUCUUGGUGGCUAAAAAGCAUCAUUUCCUCAUUCAAGUUUCAUAAUGCUCUGGACAAAUUAUUUUAUGGUGGUGUUUGGUUUAUCAGAAUGGAAUGGGAACUGUAAUAGAAUUAAAGAACAGUAAUAAUGGGAAUGAUAUUAUGAUGUUUUGUUUAUAUAUGGAAUGAACAUUGAUUGAAAUCAGAA
Humulus lupulus (European hop) is the source of this 1406-nucleotide messenger RNA. RefSeq names its product U2 small nuclear ribonucleoprotein B'' 2-like. Lineage: Eukaryota; Viridiplantae; Streptophyta; Magnoliopsida; Rosales; Cannabaceae. The record is from RefSeq and is a predicted model, not a curated record. Gene Ontology annotation, molecular function: U1 snRNA binding. The transcript is spliced from 5 exons. Gene Ontology annotation, cellular component: U1 snRNP. The coding region runs from base 203 to 901 and encodes 232 amino acids. Gene Ontology annotation, biological process: mRNA splicing, via spliceosome.